Molecule: messenger RNA, 3272 nt
Organism: Clarias gariepinus (North African catfish)
Lineage: Eukaryota; Metazoa; Chordata; Actinopteri; Siluriformes; Clariidae
Gene: hs3st1
Product: heparan sulfate (glucosamine) 3-O-sulfotransferase 1
Exons: 2
Coding region: 300-1388 (362 amino acids)
Molecular function (GO): [heparan sulfate]-glucosamine 3-sulfotransferase activity
Source: RefSeq, a predicted model, not a curated record
AGAAGACGACGGACAAAACUUUGAUUUAGGAAAAGCGAGAGCGCUUUAUUCGGAUCGGAUAAACACGUGUGCGUCUCUCUGUGUGUGUGUGUGUGUGUGUGUGUGUGUAAAGGAUCUAUCAGCGUGAAGCGAUGGUAUGCGUUUGCUGUAAUCGCGUGAGCCUUCCUACACCUCACCAGUCUGCAGGGACGUACAAAGCACCCUUCUGUAUGCAGCUUGUGUGUGUGUGUGAUUCACUGGAUAAUAUGAUUCACUGAAGACAUCUGUUUAGCAGAAAGCUGCAGACAUCCAGUCUCCUUAUGCCAGCCAUGUUCUUCACUUUGUUCCUCUUCUUCCCCCUUGUACCAUCCAUUUCUUCCCGUCCAUUUGCAGAAAGUCCAGUGACCAUCGGAUUGGACAGAAAAGUUGUGCUCGAAAAUGGCAACCAUGUUACAAUCAACCAAUCCAGCAACAACGACAUUCAAAGAGAACUGGAUGUGAAUGCAAAUAAUGUCAGCAAGAACAGACAAAAUAAACAAAAUUAUGAUGUCAUAAGCAGAACUGGUCUAAAUAGCCAAAGCAACACAGGUGCAGAGCAAAACAGCAGCAAAACCAGCCAAAACAACGCGAACCUUACACGUCAUCUCCCGGACAUCAUUAUCAUCGGAGUAAGGAAGGGUGGUACGAGGGCGUUGCUUGAGAUGCUGAGCCUUCACGACACCAUUGCAACUGCUCAGAGUGAGGUUCACUUUUUCGACUCGGAUGCUCAUUACCAGCAGGGACUCGAGUGGUACAUAUCGCAGAUGCCUCUGGCUCGACCUGAUCAGUUGACGGUAGAAAAGACUCCGGCGUACUUCACAUCUGACGACGCUCCGGAGCGAAUCCUUCGCAUGAACCCGUCCGUCCGGCUCCUGCUGAUAGUCCGAGAUCCUGUGGAUCGUGUUCUGUCAGAUUAUACACAGGUUUUUCACAAUCAGAUUCAAAAACACAAAAUUCCUCAACGCCUAGAGGACCUGCUGCUCCAAGACGGGGAGCUCAACCUCAGCUAUAAAGCCUUGAACCGAAGCUUAUAUUACCCACACAUGCAACGAUGGCUACGAGUUUUCCCGUGGGAUAGCAUUUAUAUAGUGGACGGUGAUGUGCUAAUCAGAGACCCGUUAGCAGAAAUGAAAAAAGUUGAACAUUUUUUGCAUCUCAAGCCACAGCUAACCGAAGAAAACUUUUACUUUAAUCAGACAAAAGGUUUUUACUGUUUGAUGAACCGUGGGCACGAACACUGCCUACAUGAAUCGAAGGGACGAGCGCAUCCAAACGUUGCCCCAGAAAUCCUGCAGAAAUUAUGCAGAUACUUUCAGGAACCAAAUAGGAAGUUUUUUGAACUUGUACGAAGAACGUUUAAUUGGAAGUGAGAAUGGGUGGGACUGGGAAUAGACUGCCACCUUAACUCUGUUGACUGGCUAAAGUGAAAGUGAAAAAUUUGUAUAAACAUGGUUGUAUGCAAACACAAGAAGUUCAGGAAGAACAUUUGUGAAAUACUGUGAAAACCAGGCCACAGGUUCUCAUGGUUGCAAUCAAAAACCAGACUGUGAGAACAGACAGAAAACUGGAACGUUGUUGAAACUCGAAGGAAAUCAUAAAUACCGAAAUGAAAGUGUGUGUGUGUGUGUGUGUGUGUGUGUGUGUGUGUGGGAAAGAAAGUUUGACUCAAACUAAAAAGGCAGUUAAAAUCCUGCAAAUCCCAGGGAAGUUCAUGAUAAGUAAUCAAACAGAAACUGUGAAGGAUUAAGAGAAAUCCUGUGCAAAGCUCCGCAGCCUCAUUACAUUCCUCAAGAAAAUUGGAAAAUUCAGCACAUACUGUAAAACGCACAAAUAGUAUUGUAUGAACACUAGAAAGAGGUUUUAUCACAGGAGAACAGUAGCCGAGAUGAACGGUAUAUUUAUCCAUGGCUUAAUAAUAUAGUACAAUGUUAUUCAUUACAAAACAACCUUUUUUUUUUAAGAGACCUGGCUGACUGAAGACCUAUACACACUCAACACACACACACAACUGGCUUAAUUGAAAUUAAAACCAGAUGGUUAUUUAAAAGUAAGAGGAGUUAAAUUCAACUGAAACUGGUCCGGGAAAAACAGAAGGAUAAUUAAAUGCCUGGAAUGCACACACACACACACACACACAUGCACACACACCUCAGUAAAUAGGAUCAAAUUAUAAGGUGGGAUUUCAGUGUUAUAUAAAGCAUGCUGGAAACUUUGCACAUUGUUUUUAAACUUGUUCUUAUUGUUAUGUUUUUUUUUUUCAUGUGCCAUUUGUGACAAGUUGAAAGCCCAACUACAGUAUAAUAACAAUUAAACAAUAUAUGCAAUACCAAAUUUUACUAUUUUGUAUAUAGCAUUUAGUAUCUAAACUACAAUAUAUUGUGCUAUUUGUUGUCCUGUCUAUACUCCAUACCGUAAAAAUAAUAGGCAAUAUUCUACUGAUAUACUGUAAUAACUACAGAAGCAGCUGUUUGUUUAUCCAGUCAUUUUUUCAAUAAUGUUUUUUCAAAAAUUCUCAGCUCGUAAUUGCGACAUGAUGACAUGAAGGCACUGGUUACACACUGACACACGCUAUAUUUAACACUUAAACAGUUAAUAAAUUUCGACUAGAAUUAAACUGACUACCUCUUAACCCGGAAUAGCUAAGCACAUCCUUUAUACCACUCAAGCUCUUUAAAUUUACUAGCAUUUUAAAGCAAUUUUAAUUGAAAAAAAUAUAAUUAAAAUUGUUCAUUAAUUUAAAAAAAUUCCAUCAAUGAAAAAUGUCUUUGUGACUUGAGUCACAAGUUAUUUCUCAACAUUUUCGCAGUGUUAUAAUCUAGCAUGCAGUUAAACUAGCUAAUCGAUUAGUAUUCUUGCUAGCUCGAUACAUCCAAGUUGAUGAAACUGAAUCGAGCUUUUAAUCAUUAUUAAUUCUCCAUUUUAAACACUGUACAUUGUAGGCUGAGUAAAUGACUGUGCUUAUAUUUGGUUAUGCUACAUUGUAUAAGCUAAAUUUAUAUUUGUAUUUUUAUACAGCAGUAGAUUUUUUAUUUUUCAUAUUUAAAAACAACUUUAUACAGUAAUGUGCGUAAAAAAAACAUUUUUUUUUCAAUUUCUGUUAAUUGAAUAACUUUAGUAUUUUAUUUAGUCGCCAUGGUCUAUGCAAAUGUUUUACACCAAAUGUUUCAAUUGUGCAGUCAUUUAUGCUUUUACAUACUAUAAAUGUAAAACAAGAGUUAUUCAUGUGAAUAUAAAUAUAAUAAAUAUUGACUGUA